Hydra vulgaris (swiftwater hydra) is the source of this 6546-nucleotide messenger RNA. RefSeq names its product afadin. Gene Ontology annotation, biological process: signal transduction. The record is from RefSeq and is a predicted model, not a curated record. NCBI's taxonomy places the organism in Eukaryota, Metazoa, Cnidaria, Hydrozoa, Anthoathecata, Hydridae. Gene Ontology annotation, cellular component: cell-cell junction. Gene Ontology annotation, molecular function: protein binding.
AGAGUCGGUCAGCGGAUGUCUCAUAUAUCAACAACAUUAUUAAAAUUGGGAGCUUGAGACAAAAAAUGAAACCUCUAAUCUUAAAUCAAAAUUAUAUGUUUAAAAGUAUUCAUUAGUUUAAGAGAACUAAACUCUCAUGGAUCCUGAAUUUGUGCAAGACCUACAAGAUCCUGAUUACGUUGAAGCUUUCAUAAAAGAAUGGAACGAAAGUCGUUUAGAUAUGUUUGCCCUCAGUCCACCAAACGAGGAUUUGCAGUUUUCUGGAGUUAUGCGGUUUUAUUUUCAAGACAGAGGUCAAAAAGCUGUUACAAAAUGUAUUCGAGUGAAUAAUGAACAGACUGUGCGUAAUAUAAUGCCAAUUCUCAUUGAAAAGUUUUGUCCUGAUAUGAAAAUGUUAGCAACUCCAAAUUAUGAACUAUAUGAAAUUCAUGGAACUGGAGAUGUUAGAAAAUUAAGUUUAGAUGAAAAACCUCUUCUUGUUCAACUUUUUUGGCAUAAAGAUGAUAGAGAAGGUCGGUUUGUAUUAAAAGAUGGAAAUGUUAAAAUACAGCCACUUAAGUUUUUUGAAAUAAACCAAGAUGAAGGACAGUUAAAAAGGCGGCUUUCUCGUAGAGAGAAAAAAGAUUUAAAAAAAAAACGCAAAGAAGAAUAUGACCUUCGCAGUAAAAAUAAUGAUAAAGCUCUUGUUGAUAAAGUUUAUAAUGAACUGCCUGAGAGUAGUCUUACUAGAACAAUAUCUAAUCCUGAAGCAGUUAUGCGAAGAAGGCGUCAGCAAAAGCUUGAGAAAAGGAUUAAAGAGUUUCAAAAUAAAGAAGGACCUCAAACGGGCGGAAUUUUAAAAAUAUUUGCAGAAAGCUUAAAGCCUGAAAUUCCUUAUAAAACUAUUUUAGCUUCUGUUAAAGACAAUGCUGAAACUGUAAUAAUUGCAGCAUUGGAUAAAUUUUUAAUAACAAAAGAACAUCCUAAUAAUUUUUGUAUUGUCAUGGCAAUUAUACCCCCUGCAGACUCUAAAGAUUCUGUAAAUCUUUGUAAAGAAAGAGUUAUUAGGGCUCAUGAUUGCCCUUUAGCUAUUCAGAAUAGUUGGCCUAAGUCAAAAGGUAUUUUAACUUUUCAUUUAAGAAGAAAACAUGGUGUACCGGAGCCCCCUCCAGCUCCAAAGGAAGUUGCGACAACAAAAAGAUCUCUUAGUCUGUCAAUGAACGCAAAAAAAAGUAAAGUUGAGCUUCCAAAAACUCCACCUGCCCAACAGCCUUCUGAUGCCCGAAGAGGAACAUCUGACAAUAUUAGCAAGGAUUUGAUGCCUUACUUUUUAGAACUUACUCCUGAAGGAAAAGAAAUAAAUUAUAAACCAAAAAUAUAUUAUAUAAAACCGCAUGAAACUGUUAUAGGAAGUAGUAGAAAUCCUUCGUCAGAUGUGCAGUACAUGCAACUUUUUUCACCUAAAAUUCUUCCAUCACAUUGUUCAAUUGUAAAUGCAGAUGGAACUGUGUCUAUGGUACCUCAUGGUCCUGAUGCAGAUGUACGUAUACUUGGCAAAAGAAUUUAUGACACUUCACUGUUAAAAUCAGGUGAUAUUGUACAAUUUGGUGGGCUUCAUACGUUUCGAUUUUGUAACCCUUUAGAUGAUGCUGAUGAUGCAAGCAGCAUAGCUAGUGGGGGGUUCAGAGAAUCACUAAUACAUUCAUCAAAUAAUGAUUUACCAUUAAACAAUAAAAAAGAUACUCAUUCUUCAAUAUCACCUGAAAUGAUGGAGCUCAUUCUUAAUGAAAAAGGGAGCAUUGUUGAUGAUGACCACACUCUUGAAACAACCUUUGGUGUGAGUGGUGAAGUGGAAACAAACAAAACGAAAAAACAAAUGUACUCUGCAAAGAGUGUUGACAAUUUACAAGAUACAAGUUAUCAUUCACAAACAAGUAAUUUGCGUGAUAGUUAUCGAAAAUAUCGUCAAUCUGCUCCAGACAUUUUAAAUAGUUUAAACAAUGUGGAUAAUUUACUACCUGCUUCGCUUUCAUUUAUUGAUAAUGGUAAAGAUGCUUUUUUUGCUGCUGUGAUCAGUGAAGUUAAUGGAGCUGCUCUCAGUUUUAAAUUGGCUCCAACUUACACACUUUAUCUUGCUGCUCGCUAUGUGCUUACACAAAGCUUUCAUCCUGGUAUUAACUCAUCUGAACAAGCUCGAUUGGUUGGAAAUAUUACAAAGCAAAUAGCUAUCAGUCUUCAGCAAACUAUUCAGGAAAAUGACUGUUUAGCUGGAGGAUUAGCUUUCUGGAUGGCUAAUGCAUCAGAGUUGUUGCAUUUUUAUCGUCAAGAUAUUGACUUGGGACCUUUAACACAAACAGCUCAAGCUAUACUUGCUCAAUCUAUUCAAGAGGCUUUUGCUUUACUUGUCAAUGCAAUGGAAGAACAGCUCAGUCUUGCUUUACCUGCUUUUCUUGACCCAUCAGAUACAGUUGAUAUUCACCCUGAAGAAUUAGAUGCAAUUUUAAAUGAUGAAGUUCUUGAACGUGCAGAAUCAACAGAACUUCUAAAUUGGACAAGCGAUGAUAACCAUAGAACAUUUAGAAUAAAUGAUGGUCCAUAUGGAGGAACUGUGGGUGAGCAAUGGAUUACUCCAGCUUUGCGUAUAAAACAUCAUGGUGUUCCAAUAAUGGCAGACAUUCUUUACAUCUUAUCAUCAGCUAUGUCGCUGCUUCGUCGAUGCCGUGUGAAUGCUGCCCUAACAAUUCAACUUUUUUCUCAACUCUUUCACUAUAUAAACAUGUGGGUUUUCAAUCGUAUUAUACUAGAGCCAGAUCUUCGAUUGUGUACCAGACUAUGGGGAAAUUGUUUACGUAUUCGUUUGAGUUAUGUUGAAGCAUGGGCAGAAAGACAAGGUCUAGAGUUAGCUGCCGAUUGCCAUUUAGCACGAAUUGUACAAACUGCUCAUUUAUUGGAAGCACGCAAAGAUACUAUUGAAGAUCUAGCUGAUUUAACUUCAACAUGUUUUAAAUUAAAUUCCUUGCAAAUUCGAGUGUUGUUGGAGAACUAUCUUCCUGAAGAUUAUGAACCACUUUUGCCACAAGAUGUGAUUGACAGUAUUGUGAGUAUUGCAGAGAGUACAUCAGAUGAACUAACACACAAUGAUGGUAGAGAAGUGAAGUUGGAAGAAGAUAUUCAGUUGCAGCUGCCUUUUUUGCUUCCUGAAGAAGGCUAUUCUUCAGAUAUUGUACGAGGAGUGCCUCCUGGUUUACAAGAGUUUUUAGAACCUUUAUGUGCAACAGGUUUGUGUGAAUUAAUACUAAAUCAACAGUCAAUGGGUGUUUGGACAGUUUAUCAGGAGCCUUAUAAAGACUCCUUUGAUGAAAGCAGAGACAGUCAGUUGCUUGAUGAUCUACCUGUUCAGCGAGUUACUAUAGACAAAGGAAAGAGUGGACUUGGAUUAAGCAUAUGCUCUGCCAAGGGCGCUCACUCUGAUUUUACAGGCAUAUACAUUAAAGCGGUUAUCAAAGGAAGUCUUGCUGAUAAGGAUGGGAGAAUUCAUGCAGGUGAUCAAAUAUUAAGUGUUAAUGAAAUUGGAUUGGUUGAUGUUACUCAAACUCAAGCUGCGCAAAUCAUGGGUAAAAGUGGCUCUAUCAUAACCAUGGAAAUUAUUAAAGGUGCUGCUUUUUACCAUGGUCUAUCAGCUAUUGUCGAAGAUGAAGUUCCCAAAAAUGUUGAAACAGUUGAUGGUAACACAGUAAAUAAACAAAGUAACGGAAAUGCCAAGUUAACAAAUGCAACCAAUAACAGUAGUGUUGAUAAAGAGGUACAAAUUAAAGGUAAUCCCAAUGACAUCAAACCUUUGCAAAUGAAUUCUGAAGUGAAAAUUGAAACAAAACAAGAAUCUGCAUUGUAUAAUGAACUGAAUUCUGAAAUAAAUGAAAAAUUUAAUGACUCAGAUUUUGAUGAAGAAGGAAAUCUUCUUACAAAAGAGGAAAAAGAGAAACUUGCAAGACAAAAGCAAAGAGAACGCGAAUACGAAGAACGUAUUGCUAAAUGGGAAGCAGAGCGUUUACAAAGAGAAGCAGAAGAAGAAAUUGCAAUGAAAGUUCAGCAGCAGAGAAUGUAUUACAAUAAUACUGAAGAAAUGGAACAAGAGCAUGAAAUGCAAGUAGAGAAUGAGUGCAAUGAAUUUAAUAUGAAUUUUGAGGAAGAAGGCUAUGAUGAUAAUAUGGCUAGAUCUUAUUAUGAACAUCAGUUAGAUAUUGAAAAUAAUCGUAGAUGGAUUACACAAGAGCAAAGGGAAAAGGAAGAGCAAAGGCGGCUACAAUAUGAGCAAGAGCAGAUGCGAAUUGAACAGGAAAUUUUGCAACAAGAGAUAGAAAAGGAGAGAUUAGCUCAGGAACAAUAUAUAAAACAAAAAAUGAUAGAUAAACAAGAGCGUGAAAGAAUUGAACAAGAGAAAGAACAACAGCGGCUAGAAGCUGAAAGAAUUAAAAAGUAUGAAGAAGAACAGGAACAAAUUCGUAUUAAGCGAGAACAAGAUUACCAAAAUGAACUUAGAGCACGAAAAGAACGUGAAAGAAUUGAAAGAGAAAAAGAACAACAGCGGUUAGAAGCAGAAAAAAGAAGACAGCAUGAAGAAGAACAAGAGAAGAUUCGUUUAAAACAAGAACAAGAAUAUCAAAAUGAGCUUAGAGCACAAAAAGAACGAGAAAGAAUAGAAAAAGAAAAAGAGCAACAAAGAUUAGAGGCUGAACGAAGAAAACAGUAUGAAGAAGAGCAGGAAAAAAUUCGCGUAAGACGAGAAGAAGAAUACCAAAAUGAGCUUAGAGCACAAAAAGAACGAGAAAGAAUAGAAAAAGAGAGAGAACAGCAAAGAUUAGAAGCUGAACGAAGAAAACAGCUUGAAGAACAAGAAUACCAACUUAGAGCACAAAAGGAACGAAUAAGAUUAGAAAAGGAAAAAGAACAACAGCGUUUAGAAAUGGAAAUUAGAAAAAAGUAUGAAGAAGAACAAGAAAAAGUUCGUGUUAAACGAGAACAAGAAUAUCAAAAUGAACUUAGGGCUCAAAAAGAGCGUGAAAGAAUUGAACAAGAGCGAGAACAACAGCGGCUAGAAGCUGAAAGAAUUAAAAAGUAUGAAGAAGAACAGGAACAGAUUCGUAUUAAGCGAGAACAAGAUUACCAAAAUGAACUUAGAGCACGAAAAGAACGUGAAAGAAUUGAAAGAGAAAAAGAACAACAACGAUUAGAAGCAGAAAAAAGAAGACAGUAUGAAGAAGAGCAAGAGAAGAUUCGUUUUAAGCAAGAACAAGAAUACAAAAAUAGGCUUAAGGCACAAAACGAACGUGAAAGAAUAGAAAAAGAGCAAUAUAGAUUAGAAGCUGAAAGAAGAAAACAGUAUGAAGAAGAGCAGGAAAAAACUCGCGUAAGACAAGAACAAGAAUACCAAAACGAGCUUAGAGCACAAAAAGAACGAGAAAAAAUAGAAAAAGAAAAAAAGCAAGAAGAAGAAAAGAAAAGAAAGUUGGAAGAAGAAAGGAAUGUCGGUAGUUAUCAAAAUUUAGUAGAAAAAAUGAGAAAAGUAAAGUUAGAAGAAACUCCAAACAAAAGAACUCAAGAAUCAAAUGAGUUAGAUAGAGAAAUGGCAAAUAUUGAUGACGCUUUAAGAGAAGCUGAACGUAUAGCUGCAGAAAUGGACUUUUUAAUGUUUGAGGAAGAACAAAAGAUUGAAGAAGACUCGAUUAAGAAAAGGAAAGAAGAAACGUUUGAUUGGGGAAAGUCAGAUUUUAAGUCACGCGAUGAACGCGACCGACAUAAAAUUGUUUCAGCCAAAAGUUCGAUAGACUUUUUACCUCCUCCGCCUGAAGAUUUAUUAUUUGUUUCGACUCCACAACAAAAUCGCUACGAACCAAAUCGUAGUACAAUAGAAAAUGAUACAAGUCUCAAAUCAUUGAAUAACAAUAUAUUUGAAAAAAUGGUCAAUAAGCAGCAAUCGGUGAAAGAACAUGAAGAAGAAAAAAGUCCUUUAAUUAAAAGAGUUAACGAUCAAUUCAACGAAAAUCGAUUUGAAAAAAAGUCUCCUGCAGUAAAACCGAAGAAUUAUAAGCAAAAUAUUCAAACGUCUAAUAUUGAUUCCCAAAAAAAUAAUAUAAAUAACCGCCCCGGUUUGGCUCCGAAAUUUCCUUCUGUUUCGUCAAAAAGUCAAGAUGGGGCUUCAUCCGACGAGGAUUUAGCACCACCACGCCCCCCUCCUCCUAGAAAUGGUGCUAGCCCAAUUUCACCUUUACAACAAACGAUCCAAAAAGGUUCUAAUCAAAAAAAUGGACAUCAAAAUGUUUCUCUUGACAAAUCUUUUAAUAUGCAGCCUGUUACUAUUCUUAUCAAAGAUGGAGAACCCGAAGUUCUAAAUAUGAAAUCUAAGCUAAAAUUAUUUAAUGAAUUUCAAAGUUAAUUUGAAAAUUAUCAUUCUCAAUCUCAUUCACUCAGCUUCAUAAAUUAUGCACGUAAGCACAAUCGUGUAAUCGAAAAUUUUUUUUGAUUGAUUUGUAUAAAUAAUAAUUUUGAAAGAAUUUUUAUUUAUUUUUA